AUGCCAGCGCCUUUGCUGCAGAUCCUGGCACUGCUGGUGCUUCGCGCCCAUGCCAAGGGUGGAUACGCUGGAAGCUACAGCUCGUACGGCUCUUCUGGUGGCUACAGUACUGGGGUAAUGUCCUCUCGCACCUCAUAUGCCAGUGCUGGUGCCUUUGGUGCAGUCGUGCUGCUUAGCGCUGGCAGCAGGAGGAGGUAUGGCACCUACAACGAUGGCGAGAGCGAUGGUGUGUGCAGCCUACUGACUGAAGAGGAGAUGAGUAGUGCUUGCCUGAACCUGAUGACGGACGCAACUCAGUGCCACGACUGCAUUGCCUGCGAGACGGAAGACUGCAUGUAUGCAAUCACAAAUUGCGACGAGUACCUGGCAACUGUCUACACGGAGUGCUGCAUAGAGGAGUGUGACGAUCCUGCGGCAGGAAUUAUCAUUGCAUCUCUUGUCGCGACAUGCUGUUGCUUCGCUUGCAUCGCUGGCCUCUUCUGCUGCAAGAUGAAGAGAAAGAGCGCAGGAGCCGCGGAGGUCCAGGGCCAGGUGAUCGGGGUAGGACCCGCCGUGAAUAUGAUGUGA
Messenger RNA from Effrenium voratum, 567 nucleotides. NCBI's taxonomy places the organism in Eukaryota, Dinophyceae, Suessiales, Symbiodiniaceae. The record is from the annotation of a GenBank genome assembly.